GCAACACUGCCAGCCCAAGGCCUGCCUAAAUUCUCUCGCUUCGUCAACCCGCAGGACUAUCUCCAUCUUCCUAGGCUUUGAUUUCUUAUACGUUCGCUUGCCUUGGGGAACAGUGCAAUCUCACUUAAAUGGUUUCGCCUCCACCGGCAACGCUUCACCAUCUUCAAGGCAUGAGCUAGCACAUAAGGGAUAUUCCGUCCACAUUGUUAAAAUGGCCCAGGUUAAUAUCGUCUCUCACUAUCUCACAUCUAGUGCUCUUCAUCUUAUAAUAAGGUCGAGCCACCAUCUACGGUGAAGCAUGCUCAUUCCAAAGCCUACGCAUGAUCCGUCCUGGGGACAAUAUCGUUCCCUCAGUGAAGCAACCAACAACAUGGCUCUACAUGACAUGCCAUCCGUGUUUGACUCCUCGGAGCCCAUUCCACUCUCCUCUCGUUUUGCGAAGCUUAAGCGGAACAUGAUUGCUUGUCGGGAGAAAGACGUUGCAGAGUCCUUCUAUCGCUUGAUUCGCGCGCUCCGCAAGGAAGCCGACGAUAUUGCAGCAAGAGGGUCGAAUGUGAUCCCGACAAUCGACUAUUUCGACAUCCACGAUAGUGCAAAGGCAUCUGCGUUCAGGAAAGCCCUCAGGAGACGCGGCGUAGCCGUCAUCAAGCGCGUGGUCCCGACGACCGUCGCCCAGGCCUGGAAAGAUGAAACGCUAGACUACAUCGCCGAUAACCCGCAGACCAAAGGACACCCAUCACACGACCCCCAGCUAUUCGACCUCUAUUGGAGCCCAAGCCAAGUCCGUGCCCGUGCUGACUCGCGUCUGCUCGAUGCACAGCGAUUCGCAAUGCGUACUUGGCAUUCUAGUGAUGAUCACGCCCUCGUCAGCUCCGAAUACCCAGUCGUAUACGCAGACCGGCUGCGCGUACGAACGCCAGACGAAAUGUCACCCACCGGCGGCGCCCACAUCGACAAUGGCAGUGUAGAACGCUGGGAGCCUGAUGGGUACGGGGCGUCAGGGACGUACAGCUCAGUGUUCUCAGGGCGGUGGGAGGACUACGACCCUUGGGAUAGUAGUCCACGUCUACACAUCACGACAGACCUCUACAACCGCUCCGGGUCAUGCAGUAUGUUCCGGAUGUUCCAAGGAAUCCUCAGUCUCUCGUCUGUGCCAGCGGGCAGCGGCGCCCUAACAGUGUGCCCGAUGCUGCAGCUAAGCACAACGUAUCUGCUCCUCCGCCCGUUCUUCACACCACGGCACAAGAACCCUGCAGCGAAGAUGAUGGACAACUACCAGAUGGGCAUGAGCAUGGGCAUGGGCACGAGCAGCGACAGAAGGAGGGCCGAGAUGGACUUCCUGCACCCAACGAACUGGAAUCUCAACGUCUCGCAGACGAGCGUGUUACACGGCGCCGUGCCAGGCUACGUCCAGCAGCUCAGCAGCGCGCUGCAUCCGCAUCUCCAGAUGCACCGCACCAUGGUCUCCGCCCCGGACCUCGAGCCCGGCGACUACGUGAUCUGGCACCCUGACGUGGUGCACGCCGUAGAUACAGCAUACUUCCCGGGCCACAGCCCCCUCAGUCCCAGCCGCAACCCGUACCCGCCGUCGAAUUUCACCCUGACGCCUCCCUCAAGCAAUCCCUUCGCGCCAUUGCCUUCUCCGUAUUCCUUCUCCAGCAGCUCGUCCCGCUCGGGCUCGAUUCGAUCUCGCUCGGAUUCAUUCUCCUUCUACUCGCCUCUCUCCUCCUCAUCCACAUCGUCUCCAAGCUCUUCCUCCCCACCCUACCGCCGUCCCCAUCUUCACUCCCACCACUCCUCAUCCUCAUCCGCCUCGUCCUCCCCGUCCGACGCAACGCUUCUCUACAUCCCCUCCUGUCCGCUCACGCAGACGAACGCGCUCUACCUCGCCCGUCAACGCCGCGCUUUCCUCCUCGGCCUCCCGGCCCCCGAUUUCGCAGAGAUCGGCAACUCGGCCGGCGAGCGCGACCACACGGGCCGCGCAGACGUGCAGGACGUGGCUGAUGCCGGCGGCGACGACGCCUUGCGGAGCAUGGGGCUGAGUCCCUUCGAGGUCCGGCGUGGUGAUUCCGCUUACAGUAGUAGUAAUAGUAGUACUGGUAGAAGAGAAAGGGAACGAGGAGGAGGAGGAGGAGGGUGGGAUAAAGACGUCGAGUUAUUACGUCUUGCGAAUGGGAUUCUAUUCCCUGAUCGGUUUGAUGCUGUUUUGAGGAAGGGCGGGGGUAGACGGUGAGGUGAGGUGAGGUGAUUGCCACUGAUUGGAAUAAAUCAGGACAGAAGAGUCAAGGAGGGGAGGACUUAAUGGAGUUGAGCAGCAAAAGGAAUUUGUCAAGUAUAUGAGGAUCUAAUCGAGAAUUUUUUUCUGGUUUCCAGCGGAAUUCAUCUGGGGUGCUGUGACGGUGGGUUGGCUGGCUCAUGAAAUAUGGAUAGAAUGAUACUUUGAUAGACUACUUAAUGAGUAGCAUUUCUCAACGAACAAGAUCACGAGCAAC
Xylaria bambusicola is the source of this 2492-nucleotide messenger RNA. RefSeq names its product DUF1479-domain-containing protein. Bases 299 to 2233 code for a protein of 644 amino acids. The record is from RefSeq and is a predicted model, not a curated record. The transcript has a single exon. NCBI's taxonomy places the organism in Eukaryota, Fungi, Ascomycota, Sordariomycetes, Xylariales, Xylariaceae.